AUGAAGGAUAAGGAAUCUACGGCUGAGGUAACUCCUCCGACCACGAGUAAAUCUCAAAGACGGCCGGUGGCCUGUAAGAGCUGCCACUCAUUGAAAGUUAAGUGUACGCCUUCCGACGAGAACGACCCAGCUGGACCAUGUUUGAGAUGCCUUAAUCUGAAGAGAAUAUGUGAGAUUGAUUUGAAUCAGCCGAGGAAAAGAAGAAAGAAGGCAACAGCUCCGAGCUCUCCAAACACACCAGUACCAGCUUCUGCAGCUAAAAAUAAUAAUAAUAAUCCUCAUGAUAGUGGUGCUAGCAUUAGUAGUAUUGGUAAUAACUAUGUUACCAGUAACAAUGGAUCCGUUGGAAUACCAAUCGGUAGCAUCCCAAGGCCCCCCAACUCAGAUGAACCGGCGCUUCCUCCCCCUCCCCCAUUUUCAACAUCAAAUCCACUUUCAUACAAUAAAGUUUCAAAUAUUCAAGCGCAGGAUCUCAAAGAUGAAGCUAUUAUAAGAUUAGAGGAGCAAGUGCGAUAUCUUUCAUCUGAAUUGGAAAGCGCUAGACGUAAUAAUAUCAAUACACCUCCUCAACAUCAUUUCAAUGCUAACCAACUGCAUUUGUCCCAGAAUUCCAACCCGUCUAUGUAUGUCUCCAAGUCGGACCUACAAAGAGAAAUAACUCAUCUAUGCGAUUCUUCCAAUAACGUACUUACAGAUUUAACCACAUCUUUCAAAAUUGCAGCUGACCGAAGGUUUACAUUGUUAAGGAAUUCGAACAGAGUAGAUAUGGUAAGUUCGGGUAUCAUCACCAUGGAGGCUGCAACAAAAAGACUACAUUUGUACAAAACAAAGAUUUACAGGCGUCACCCUAUUGUAGAAGUUGAUGAGAAUGCCACGGUAGCCGAUCUUCAAGAGACUAAGCCAUUUUUGCUCAAUGCAAUUAUGUCUGUUACAAAUGCUGUAUACGCCAGACCAUUGGACUCGGACGAAUCUUUGGCAAUUGAUAAUGCUGCUAUUCAAUCAAUUACCACUGAAGUUUUGGUUGCAGGGUCGAAAUCUGAAGAAUUAAUAAAAAGUUUACUUUUGUUGUGUCAUUGGUACAAUACUCCUGAGCUUUUCAGAAGAAGACGCUAUCAUCUCUUGAAUGUCCUAUGCGUAACCUUGGUCCAUGACCUAGGCAUAAUUGGUAAACCAAGUUAUAACUUCGCCAAUAAGACAUUAUCAGUAGGGAAGUCUUCAAACGGUGAAGAUGAGGAAAAUGCUCAAACUUUUGAGUAUAGAAAGCUCAUAAUGGUCUUAUAUUUCUCAACUGUCAGUAUAUGUCUUAUCUUACGAAGAACCAUAUAUGUCAAAUGGACUCCUUACGUGGAAGAAUCGUGUACCGUUUUGGAAAAUUGUGGCGAUAAAACUUUGGCAAACUUGGCAUUGUUUCUGAGAUUAACUCAUCAGUUGGAUAGGAUUCAUCAUAUCCUUCAUGCUCCCGACUUCCCUGCAGCUGCAUCUUCAUCUUUAAAUGCUCUGACUUCAUCAAACUCUUUGAAUGCGAAUAAAAACUCUGCAUCAUCAUCAUCAUCAUUUUCAGCUGACAAGUACGUUACUAAGGAACUUCAAAAAAAUCUAAAUAUUAUAAGGGAAAAGAUUGAUCCAAAUGAUUAUCCAUUUAUGGCAUAUUAUUAUUCCGUCGAAGCUUAUUUGCAUGAACCUAUGUUAGGACAUUUAUUAUCAACUACAUAUGAAACGGAAGGAAUUAGCGAAGGACGUGCUAUCAAUAUGCUGCCAGAAGCAGUUCAAUCAAUUAGUACAUGCACAAACUCUUGUUUGAACGCAUUAUAUCAAUUUAAUCAAAUGCUUCCUGAUGAAAUUGCAACUAUGCCAUUAUAUCAUAGUUCCCGUAUUCUUUAUACUGCGGGUAUGUUGCUUAGACUAAGAUAUCUUAUUUUGUCAAUUCCACUGCACAUUGAGAAAGACCUCGUCCCACAAACAGCAAUAACUGCUAUUCAAAAGCUAAGCGGCUUAGUAGAAAUUGCUUCAAAUAACUAUCCAUACAAUCACUUUUUGAAGAAGGUUAGACUUGUAUUGUCGUUGUUCACUCAAACAUAUGCUACACAGGUGCAGGAAUUGUUAAUGAAUUCAACAAAUGGAGAAACGCCUGAAAACUUUAGGCCGUCCUUGAGUAAACCAGAUCAAACUGAGGUUUCCAAAAUAUUUGAUCAGAUGCCUAAAGGUGGAGUCCUUACCAAUGAACUGGGUAAAUAUUUUGCCCAACAUAUCCCAUUGGAUGUAUUAUCGUAUGCAGCAUCAGUUCGGAGUUCCAGUUCUAACAAUUCGCCUGCAAGCAGCCCUGGAAACAUUUACCCAUCUUCGCAAGCACGGCAAACAAAUAGCCAUGCAUCUUCUACUAAUGGUGAGCUUAAGCCUUCUAAUGUUGACUCUCUGAGACGAGAUUCAAAUCCAAUUCCAGUAAAUACUGCACUGUUAUCGCCAGCUCAUGGCAGUACAAGAUCAUAUCCAAGUAACUCUUUACCUCCCAUUAACGGGCAUAGGCCAAAGCAUUUUGGUUCCAUACUAAAUCCAAAUUAUCAAGUUCUGUCAAACAAUGGUAAUGGAAACCAUGAAAUGUAUGGUGGGGUAGCGCAACAAGAUCUGCAACUACUGCAAGUACAGCAACAGCAACAGCCACAGCAACAACAACAACAACAACAACAUCACCAUCACCAUCCACAACAACAACAACAACCUCAACCUCAACCUCAACAACAAUUUCAAAAUUUGGCAAAUGCAGACCAGCUAGAAUCGUCUUAUUUAGCAUUGAACGAUGAAUUUUGGUCUGAUAUUUUACUUAGAACAGAUUCCGAUAAGAUUAACUUUGGAAGUGGUAUGAAUAACCCUGAAUUAUUCUUUUUAUGA
This is a messenger RNA of Dujonia railenensis, 2886 nucleotides long. The record is from the annotation of a GenBank genome assembly. NCBI's taxonomy places the organism in Eukaryota, Fungi, Ascomycota, Pichiomycetes, Serinales, Debaryomycetaceae.